UGAAAUCGUCGACCUUCCACUAUAGUGCUAGACAAGUGGAAUGCUGUGAUUAGUUUUAGUUAAACAUCCCAUUGAGGCUUGUUGGGCGUGUUGAGGUGUGCGCAUGCAUAUAUUUGUUUCUUGUUCUGGGAGCGAUGUUCCGCUGGGUUUUGCUCGCUUUCUUCAUCAGCCUCUGUGCCACUGCUGAAGCACAGAAAAAGAAGGCGAAGACUCAGACUCAGACUCAGAAUCUGUCGAGAGGAUGGGGGAAAACAAUUAAAUGGAUCAAAAGUUAUGAGGAUGGCCUGUCGGAAUUGGGCAAGAGUCAGAAACCAUUGAUGGUCAUUCAUCAUCUAGACAACUGCCCACACAGUAAAGCUCUGAAGGAGGCAUUUGUUGCUGAUAAGUCCAUCCAGAAAAUGGCCAAAGAGAACUUCAUCAUGCUCAACGUGGUGGAGGAAACCGGGGACAAGAAUCUGGCACCUGAUGGGUAUUAUGUUCCCCGAAUCCUCUUUGUUGAUCCAGCUUUGACUGUGCGUACAGAUAUUGUGGGGAAAUACAGCGACCGCCUCUACGCCUACGGCCCAGACGACAUGAAGCUCUUGGCUGCAAACAUGAAGAAAGCCAAACUCCUGCUGAAGAAUGAACUUUGAAGCUGCUCCGCUCCGACCAGAUGGAUCCUCCUGCAGAACAACCAGCGCUGAAAUAUUUCCAGGCUUUCAGGGCUGUUGUGUCAUUAAGGAAAGCUAAAUAAAUUUACUUUCAGUUUAA
Messenger RNA from Cyprinodon variegatus (sheepshead minnow), 750 nucleotides. RefSeq names its product anterior gradient protein 2 homolog (gene agr1). Bases 135 to 632 code for a protein of 165 amino acids. NCBI's taxonomy places the organism in Eukaryota, Metazoa, Chordata, Actinopteri, Cyprinodontiformes, Cyprinodontidae. The transcript has 8 exons. Gene Ontology annotation, cellular component: endoplasmic reticulum. The record is from RefSeq and is a predicted model, not a curated record.